AGCAAUAUAAAAGCUACAGCGCUGUUUACUGUUCUUCCCUCGCUAUCUUUUGAUCCGCUCGUCCAUCGCUUAGCGUCUUGAUCUCGAGGGAUUUCGGGCAAUGGCGUUCAUUCUCCUCCAUGGAACCCUCCAUGCCACGAUCUACGAGGCCUCGGACCUGGAGCACGAUCACAGCGCCGGGGGUUUCUUCAAUAAGAUUAUCGGAGGAAUCACUGGCGAUGGCUCACACAAGUUCUAUGCCACUGUCGAUCUGGAGAAGACUCGCGUGGGCCGGACGCGCAUGAUUGGAAAGGGCGAGUCAUGGAACGAGAGCUUCCACAUUUACUGCGCACACAAUGUUUCCAAGGUGGUGGUGACCAUCAAGGACGACAAGGCCAUCGGGGCGGUGCUCCUGGGCCGAGCUAGCAUCGAGGUCUCGGAGCUCCUCAGCGGCGAGACUGUGGAGAACUGGUAUGAUCUCUACGACGACAACGGUGAGAAACGUGGCGACUCCAAGGUCCGGAUCAAGCUCCAGUUCCACGAGGCCACCAACGAUCCUCGCUUUGGCCGAGGACUUUGCGAUGGAAGGAAGUUCCAGGGGGUGCCUUUCACGUACUGCCAGCAGCGGAAGGGAUGCAAGGUGACGCUCUACCAGGACGCUCAUAUGACCGAGAACUUCCUGCCCGAUAUCAAGCUCGCGGGUGGUGGGAAGCAUGCCGAGACCAGGUGCUGGGAGGACGUCUUUGAAGCUCUCACCAAUGCCAAGCACCUCAUCUAUAUCACCGGCUGGUCCGUCUACACCGAGAUCAAGCUCAUCCGAGAUCCCGAGAGGCAAAUCCCCGGCAGCUCUGGCGUCACUCUCGGCGAGCUUCUCAAGAGGAAAGCCGAGGAGGGAGUUCGUGUGCUCAUGCUGGUGUGGGACGACAGGACGUCGAUUCCCAUCGUCAGGAUGGACGGGCUCAUGGCAACUCACGACCAGGAAACUCUCGACUACUUCAGGGGCACGCAGGUCAAGUGCUUGCUGUGUCCGCGCAAUCCAGACGACGGCCUGAGCGUGGUGCAAGAGUUCCAGAUCGGCACCAUGUUCACUCACCACCAGAAGACCAUCAUUGUCGAUGCUCCUCUCCCGGGAGCUCAGGGUGAUUCGCAGCAGCGAAGAAUUGUCAGCUUCGUGGGAGGGAUCGACCUCUGCGAUGGACGCUACGACAACCAGUACCACUCGCUCUUCCGGACGCUCGAUUCCUACCAUGGUGACGACUUCCACCAGCCAAAUUUCCAGACCGCGAGCAUCAAGAAGGGAGGGCCGAGAGAGCCGUGGCAUGACAUCCAUUCCAAGCUCGAGGGGCCGGUUGCCUGGGACGUCCUCCACAACUUCGAGCAGCGGUGGCUGAAGCAGGCGGACGAGAAGGACUUGCUGCUGCCAAUAAGAGAAGUCAGCGACAUCGAGCCCCCGGCCGAGGUGACUUUCCGGGACGAUCCCUCGACAUGGAACGUUCAGCUGUUCCGGUCUAUCGACGGUGGUGCCGCGGCAAACUUCCCCGAGGAUCCAGAGCUCGCGGCCAAGGCUGGGCUUGUGAGCGGCAAAGACAGCACCAUCGACCGCAGCAUCCAGGACGCCUACAUUCAUGCCAUCCGGCGAGCAAAGGACUUCAUCUACAUCGAGAACCAGUACUUCCUUGGGAGCUCGUUUGCGUGGGACACUGACACCGACGCCGGUGCGUACCACUUGAUCGCCAGAGAGCUGGCUCUCAAAGUCGUGAACAAGAUCGAGCAGGGCGAGCGGUUCGUCAUCUACGUGGUGGUUCCAAUGUGGCCUGAGGGACUCCCCGAGAGUGGACAGGUGCUCGCCAUCCUCGACUGGCAGAAGAAGACGCUGGACAUGAUGUACAGGUCGAUUGCGCAGGCUUUGGACGCCAAGGGGAUCACCGACGAGAGUCCAAAGGACUACCUCACUUUCUUCUGCCUGGGAAACCGAGAGACGCCGCAAGACGGCGACUACGUCCCGCCGGAGGCCAUCGAGGAGGAGGCAACGAACUACAAGGGAGCACAGGAGCACAGGAGGUUCAUGAUCUACGUUCACUCCAAGAUGAUGAUCGUGGACGACGAGUACAUCAUCGUCGGGUCGGCCAACAUCAACCAGCGCUCCAUGGACGGCGGCCGCGACUCGGAGAUCGCCAUGGGAGCGUACCAGCCGUUCCACACGUCUCACCACCACGCUCCUCGCGGCGACGUCCACGGCUUCCGGAUGUCGCUGUGGUACGAGCACCUCGGCAAGCUGGACAACGCGUACCUCCACCCCUCGAGCUUGGAGUGCGUGAGGAAGGUGAACGAGCUCGCGGACGAGUACUGGGCGAUGUUUGCCGGCGAGGAGGUGGUGGAUCUCCCCGGGCAUUUGCUGAGCUACCCGAUUGGAAUCACGACCACUGGAGAGGUUUGCGAGCUUCCGGGGCGAUCGCAGUUCCCGGACACCAAGGCCAACAUCCUGGGAGCGAAGUCGGAUGUUUUGCCACCUAUCUUAACGUCUUAGAGUGGUGUGAUCUUAGAACUCUAUGUUAAUUUUAAAAGUCAACUAUCGUCAACAGAAGUCAAAGUAAAAAAGUUGACAAGAUAAUCGACAUGUCAAUGUAAGUCCUA
Messenger RNA from Selaginella moellendorffii, 2613 nucleotides. RefSeq names its product phospholipase D alpha 1. Gene Ontology annotation, biological process: phosphatidylcholine metabolic process; phospholipid catabolic process. Gene Ontology annotation, molecular function: D-type glycerophospholipase activity; calcium ion binding. The record is from RefSeq and is a predicted model, not a curated record. The transcript has 4 exons. Lineage: Eukaryota; Viridiplantae; Streptophyta; Lycopodiopsida; Selaginellales; Selaginellaceae. The coding region runs from base 101 to 2506 and encodes 801 amino acids. Gene Ontology annotation, cellular component: plasma membrane.